This is a messenger RNA of Didymella exigua CBS 183.55, 2497 nucleotides long. RefSeq lists its product as uncharacterized. The record is from RefSeq and is a predicted model, not a curated record. Gene Ontology annotation, molecular function: 1-alkyl-2-acetylglycerophosphocholine esterase activity. NCBI's taxonomy places the organism in Eukaryota, Fungi, Ascomycota, Dothideomycetes, Pleosporales, Didymellaceae. The coding region runs from base 196 to 2367 and encodes 723 amino acids. The transcript has 2 exons.
GCCCUGUCUGCCUUAUCGGCAAUAAGCAUGUCUGGAAUUCCUCUUUACUUUGACAAGCACGGCGUGGCGUGCUUAAACGAGCACUUUGCCUGCUCCUUUACUUUUGAUCAGCGUUGAGCGUGCAUUGGUCGUUUCAUCCUCUGAACCACGUAGCACUCUCCUACAUACCACAUACACUUCCAGGCAAUAUCCACGAUGUCUUUCCUCGAGCAAAAGACAACUCGUGUUACCGGCAAUAAGCCGCACAAUGUCCGCCGUAACAGUACAAUUGGCGGGGAGCCCUCAGGCCAGGUCCCAAACGCGAAGGAGCCUCGAUCGCGGCCUGCAAAGUCACUACGCGACCGCCUGCCCUUCCCCCAGAGCACACUGCCUCCCUCUUCCGGCCCAUACUCGAUCGCAAACAUGGAAAUCGAAGUGCCGGUCAAGAAUCCACGGCCCAUUUCAGAUAUCAAAAGAGACGGGCGGCAUCUAUUACAGCUGGAGACGGUGCUGUUCACGAUGUACUACCCUGCAGCAUUCGGAACGGGCGAGGGUCAGGAUCCAUCAGGGCACAAGCACUGGAGUCGCGAGACAUGGUUGCCUCGACCAAGAAUGCAAACAGCGCGAGGCUACGCGCACUUUGCUGGCAUCCCAGACUGGACUUUGAUUAGUUUUUUGGGCGCAACUUCCAUGCUUACCAAGCUUCGAGGUUUCCGAAACAGUCCACCAGCUACUCAUUGGCCACCUGCGGGCAAUUACAAACAGAACGGGUACAAGAUUAAAAAUCAAGAAGGGCCUCCCCCGGAGGGACACGAUAGAGAGCCGGUCUUCCCACUGUUGAUGUUUAGCCACGGCCUCGGAGGUACUCGGACGGCAUAUUCAAGCUUGUGUUCUGAGUUCGCAAGCUAUGGCUUCGUUGUCUGCGCAGUCGAACACCGCGAUGGAUCAGGACCGAGGACGUUUGUCAAUCACAGGAAACAGGACAUCCGAAGUAAGGAUCACAAAGGAGGAGCGAAAGCAGACAAGGCAGCCUGUGAGAGAAACAAGGAUUGUGACCAGGAGUGGGAGCAAUGGAAAGAUGUGGACCACACUGAGGAAGAGCUUCGCAAGGGCCGUCACAAUAUAGAUUACAUUUUCCCCAAAGGCAACCGAACGGAUACAGCACCCAAUAAUGAGCAAGGUGUAGACCAAGAAUUGCGGAAUGCGCAAAUUGAGCUGAGGCUGUGUGAGCUCGAGGAAGCCUACAAUGUCCUCAAGAAGAUUUAUGCCGGAGACGGUGAGGAAGUUGCUCGUCAAAAUUUGCGAAGCGAGGGCUAUGUAGGUGGCUCGUCACGAGGUCUGAAAGGCGUCAACUGGCAGCAAUGGAAGAAUCGGUUCCAUAUCGACAAGAUGACCAUCGCUGGGCACAGCUUUGGUGCCGCUACCGUGGUGGAAGUCCUACGACAUACCGAUCGAUUUAAGAAUGUACAGGCUGGCAUCAUCUACGACAUAUGGGGUGCGCCCAUCAAGCCGCCCGCCGAAGCCCCCGAACACCGUAUACACCUGCCACUCCUGGGGAUAACCAGCGAAGCCUUCAUGUAUUGGCAACAGAAUUUUGACGCCGUCAUGUCACUGAUGAAGGAGACGAAGGAGAGUGGUGCACCGGCAUACCUGCUCACAGUUCGAGGAUCCGUGCACAUCAGUCAAUCCGAUUUUUCCCUCUUGUAUAGAGGCAUUACCGAGCUCCUCAUGAAGGCUACAGUGCACCCUCAGAGGGCGAUCGACCUCAACAUCAGCGCGUCUCUCGAAUUCCUUCGUUUAGUGGCUCCGGAUGCCGGCGCUGGCAAGUCUCUGAUCAAUCGUGCUUUGAAGGAUGAAGGCUUGUUAGAGACAGAACUCCUCGAAGAAGUGCCCAAUGAGCAUCGGCCAACCGACCAAUGGAUUGCCGCUAGGUUGAAGGUACCACACGAAUUCCGCACACGCCUUACCACGGGUGUGCAAAGACACUUCAAGAAGAACAAGAAGGGAGAGACAACGUACAGUACAGGGGACGAAGUCUGGAUGCACUUUAAGCCUACCGCGACAGAGCUGGAGAAGUGGAUCAAGAAAGAAGGCAGGGGCGAGAAGAGGAUCGACUCCAACCACGCCAUGAAACUAGCAGCUGAAAAUGGCAAUCCUGCAACACACGAACUGCACGUCGAAAGAGAGGGCAAUGGCAAAAGCAAUGCAAGCGGCGCAACUGCCUCUCGCAAUCGUUCGCAGAUCGAUAAGGAUACCAACGGCGUGGACAGGAGUGAUCUGGCACAAUCUCACAGCGCAGAUUUGACCAAGUGCGAGGCCAAUAGUACUCUCAAGAGCAACAGGAAGGAACAAGGGAGAGAUUUCGCAGCGGGCGACGUGUCGAAGUAGAUUAAGAUCGUACUUCAGUGGCAAUCCAGUGUUCUUCAGAAGCCAUCAGUAUCAUGUUAUUCAAAACGUGCACCCCUCACAAGAAAUCGCAGUCAAUGGGAGACCAACAUGUGCGAUGAUACUACUAACU